Conger conger (European conger) is the source of this 5716-nucleotide messenger RNA. Its product is annotated as formin-binding protein 1-like. Gene Ontology annotation, molecular function: protein binding. The record is from RefSeq and is a predicted model, not a curated record. Gene Ontology annotation, biological process: signal transduction. The transcript has 19 exons. Lineage: Eukaryota; Metazoa; Chordata; Actinopteri; Anguilliformes; Congridae. Bases 208 to 2169 code for a protein of 653 amino acids.
GCAGCUGUCAGUGAGGAGGCGUGUGCCCGCGCUCAGUAGUAGCGGCUAAUGGCCAUUUUAUAGAAUGAAGGAGUGAAAGUAUGAAACAGUCUUUUAUACCUGCAAUAGUCCCGACAGAGAUUAUAUAAACGACAUCGUUAAUUUCUGCGAUAAAUCGUGAAGCGAACGCUUACGCCGCGUGGGUAUAUUAUCGCAACGAGAAACUGCAUGGAAACGAUGAGCUGGGGCGCAGAGCUUUGGGAUCAGUUUGACAGUUUGGAAAAGCACACGCAGUGGGGCAUUGAGUUCCUUGAAAGGUACACUAAAUUCGUCAAGGAGAGAUGUGAGAUCGAAGUCAACUAUGCAAAGCAAAUUAGGAAUCUUUCGAAGAAAUACCAGCCCAAGAAGAGCCUGAGAGAGGAGGAAGAGAGCAAAUACACAUCAUGCCGGGCGUUUCUGAUGACACUGACCGAGCUGAACGACUAUGCUGGGCAGCACGAGGUCAUUGCCGAAAACCUCACUGCCCAAAUCGUCUCAGAGCUGGGGUGCUACAUCCAAGACCUCAAGGCCGAGAGGAAAUCGCAUUUCCACGAUGGGCGGAAGGCACAGCAGCACAUGGAGAACGCCUGGAAGCAGUUGGAAUCGAGUAAACGCAGGUUUGAGAGGGACUGCAGAGAGGCAGACAGGGCACAGCAGCACUUUGAAAAGAUGGACGCCGACAUCAAUGUGACCAAGGCAGACGUGGAGAAGGCCAGGCUGCAGGCCCAGAUGAGAGCCCAGAUUGCAGAGGACAGCAAGAGCGAGUAUUCUUCCUGCCUGGAGAACUUCAACCAGGAGCAGAACCAGCACUACCACACCCUUCUCCCGCUCAUCUUCCAGAGGAUCCAGGAGAUGGAGGAGCGUCGCGUGGAGCAGGUGGGCACGUGCAUGCGGACGUUCUCCGAGGUGGAGCGGCAGGUCCUGCCCAUCGUGGGGAAGUGUUUGGAUGGGAUGAGCCGGGCGGCCGAGAGCAUCCAGCCGCAAGCCGACUCCCAGCAGGUGGUGGAGUGCCACAAGUCCGGCUUUGAGCCGCCUGGGGAUGUGGAGUUUGAAGAUUACGGGCUAAAGAGGACAGCUUCAGACUCCAACCUGUCUCACACACGCAGCAGGAGCAAGAGCAAACUGUGGCCUUUUAUCAAGAGAAACAGGCUCAUGUCCCUCUUAACCUCUCCUCGUCAGCCCCCCCCUCCCCCGCCCACCUCACCGCCACCCCCUGACCACCCUAACGGCCCCCACUCACCCAAACAGCAGAGAGAGCCCCUCUCGCACCGACUCUCUGAACUCAUCAGCUCCAAACCCAGAAUGCAUUGCAGCUCCAAACCCAGAAUUCAUUGCUUGCGGAGCCUGAAGCGUGGGCUGUCGCCAUCGAGGAAAAGCAAUUCCAAGCAGUCCAGCAGUGAUAACUAUUUUGACAAAGAGCUCAUGAAGAGGACUUUAGGCAAACCGACAUAUGCCUUCGAGGCCAGACAAUACGUCCUCUCUCUCAAGCUGGGAUCAGGACCAGAGGACCUCAGCCACCUGCCCCCAGAGCAGAGGAGGAAGAAGCUGCAGGCUAAGAUCCAGGACGUCGACCGCCACAUCCAGAAAGAAGUAGAUGAAAAGGAGGCUCUGACCAAAAUGAAGGAUGUUUAUCUGAAGAACCCACAGAUGGGGGACCCCAGCAGUGUGGAGCCACGAUUGGCUGAGAUCUGCGAGAACAUCGAUAGGCUAAGACUUGAGGCCCAGAAAUUUGAGGGCUGGUUGGCAGAGGCGGAGGGGAGGUUGCCAGUGAAGUCUGAUCCCCCCAGAAGGCAGAGUGGACCGUAUGAGACCCAAAACAACAGCAGCUGUGCGCAAGACCGUGAGAGUCCAGAUGGCAGUUACACGGAGGAUCAGAGCUCAGAGACGCGGCCCAGGAGCCAGAGCCACGAGAUGGACGACGAGUUUGAAGACGAGGAGCCGCUGCCCGCCAUCGGGACCUGCAAAGUGCUGUACCCUUUCGAAGGGCAGACAGAGGGCACCAUGUCCGUGUCCGAGGGGGAGCUGCUGCACAUGAUCGAGGAGGACAAGGGCGAUGGCUGGACCCGCGUGCGGAGGAACGACGAGGACGAGGGAUACGUGCCCACGUCCUACAUCCAGGCCUCUGUGGACACCAGCGCCCAAGAUUCCUAAGUGUGUGGCUGGAGCCAGGCCUGCAGUGCAGAAAGUGUUCCUGUGAGGGAGUUAGACGCAGACACAGAACUGCUAUGAGGCAUUCCACCACUCACCUCAUUGCCCUCAGCACUGUAGUACAUUACAGCCUCUUUCAUUACCUCAAAACGCAAGUACAUUACAGCCACUGCCUUUACCCUCGAUACUCAAAUACAUUACAACUGCUUGCAUUACCCUCAACUUUCAAAUACACUACAGGCUAUUUCAUUACCCUCAACUUUCAAAUACAAGACAGGCUAUUUCAUUACCCUGAACUUGCAAAUACAGAACAGGCUAUUUCAUUACCCCCAGUCAAACAGUCAAAUACUUUCCACCUACUUGCAUUACCGUCAACUCUCCAAUACAGUGCAGGUUAUUUCAUUACACUCAAUACUCAAAUACGUUACAACUGCUUGCAUCACUUCAAAACUCUUCAUUACACUACAUAAUUUUCAUUACACUUCAAUACAUUUCAAUUAACUGCAUUACAGCUCUCAUAUACAGUACAGCCUCUCUUUACACUCAGGACUCCUACUACAUUAGAGCCUCUUUCAUUAGCCUCAAAACUCAACUAAAAAAUUACAACUGCCUUCAUUAUGUCAACCAGGAAUGAGGAAUUACUACGUUUAAUUUUUUGCUUAGUCCUGAACAAAAGCUGUCUAAUUUCCCUCGGGAUGAAUAAAGUAUCCAUCUAUCUAUCUAAUAAGGUUUCAUCCUACAUAAAUUUAUAAAUUCAGCCAGCAUAAAUUAAUGGAAUUAUAGUUAGAAUUAAAUGUGAAAACCAGUUAAUAGUGUUCCUCUGAUGUCACAGUGGCAUCCAAAGAAGGACAGUGCAACAAAACUGUGAAAGAGUUGUCAUAGCAACUAUAAACCAGCCCAAAAUCUAGAACAACUUUUAAUUAUCACUGCUUGAUGUGUUCUCUGUGGAGAUAGCAGGCCUAGACCAACAAUAACAAAUACACUAAUCUUAGCUUUGGACAGUAGGGAUGGUGGGUACAAAUGCCUGUUGCAGUACUCUGUAAAACCUAUAAACAGAGAAAACAGUUAGCAGUCGGCAAGAAUGUGUGGAAACUCUUUGUAAGUCAUCCCAAUUUGGGUAGGCUAACUUGAUACUUUAUUAUUACUAAUUAUAUAUCAUUUGACAUUUGUUGACAACAGUAUCGCCAAAUGAGCUUCCAGUACCCUAUCGAUUUUUUUAAAUUUGCUUGCACUGUUUUACUGUUUACUGCAGUGGAAAUUAUAGUUUUGAUUUUUAUAACAAAGCAACACACAAACAAAAUUCAGCAUUUAAUUUACAAAUACCUAACUGCCAAAUUACAAAAACAAAUCAUAUAAUAUCAGCUGUAAUGGCACACAUUAGGCUAUAUAUUUCCAGAGAAAUAGAUGAAGUUAGAUUGCUAAGCUUUUGUCAAACCAACAGAGAAAUUUGGUUUGUUAUUACUCAAAUGCGUGACAAAAAUAAGAAAGAAAGUAGCCUACUACUUUUGAUGUAUGCUAUAUUACCAAAAAAUAAAUAGGCUAUGCGAGAAAGUUUACUGUAAUUUAACGAACAUCCGUGCAACAGCCACAUUUGACUAUUAUUUUAUUCAAGUGAUCAUAGGCUAUACAAACAGGUGAAAAUAAACUUGAAAUCCACUGUGAGGUGUAAAGACUAUAGCCCAUCAAUAAUGGCAUUGUAAGUUCAAAGUGUCCAAAAUGUCAAAUGGAAAAUGGUCAAAAUCAUAAUAUCCAUAACCUCAGCAUAUUCCCAGUAUUUUCAAAAUGUCACUCACCUGUCCCUUCAUCAGCGAACAACCCAUACUUAAACUCUUUAUUUCCAACUCUUGCCUGAAAACAUCAGUGCAGAUUUAGGCAAACUAACGAUCUAUUGAUAACAAUUGAUAACAAUGCAUUGAACCUGCAAUGGAUUCAUUUAUUUGAAAACAGAUAUUGGCUGCAUGCCAUUGCUGCAUCUUGCGUAUUUGAGAAGGAAUAAACAUUUGACGUUUACAUGUUGGUGAAAAGUGCGUUGACAACACUGUCAGCUUUGCGAGGAGAAGAAUAACCCCGCCCCCCCUCCCUGGUGGUCAGGGAGAGCUGAUGUCAGAUGAGAGAUCUGUGAUGUUCAGUUUUCAAAGCUUACUUAACAUAUGGAGGGAGCAGCCAACUCAGGCAGCAGUAACAAGGCAACUGCCUUAAAUACUAGCUUGGCAAAUAACAAAUAACAGUUUCCUUUAACACUGAUCACACUAAAACACUGGCACUGCUUUUACCAUUAGCAAGCACUCUGUGGCAUCACAUUUGCACAGCUUGUAGUUUUUUGUAUUUGACCAUUACGAGUAUAAUUAUUUGUUUUAUUUGAGCAUAUUUUAUAUGAUCUAAUUUUCCCAUUUUUGAAUGCCCUGUUGUACUCACUAGCCACAUUCAAUGAUACAACCACCAGACAAGCUUGCCAUCUUGUCAUGAUUUAGCUGACUAGAGCGUUGCUACAUAUCGUUUACUUCUUCUAUAAAUCACCAGUGAAGAAGAACUGGUAAUUUGGCCAAGCCUCCCAUGCAUAUUGCAUACUGUCUUUCCCUCUCUUUAUGCAGCAUUGUAUGAGCAUGCUCUGCCCUGCAGAAGGUUGCGAGUUCAUCAUCUGCUUGUGGUUUGAUUUCAUCUACCGCCAUCGUAUUCUUUUCAACAUUUCAUAUUUCAUUUUUAACAUUUUAUUUACACAUUAUUCAUUUGAUCUUGUUUGCAUGACCUUGCAUGUUUAGGCAUCUCCAGUCUUACAAAUCACUAGAUUGCUUUAGGUCAUCGGUCUGUGAGAUGCUGCUUUAUAGGGGAUAAAAAGAUCACUUUUUCCUGCAAUUGAGUUGAACCACAAUCUUUUGCCUGUCAUCAUUUAACCACAUUGAAGUACACAAAUCAAGCAUGUGGAAUUCAGAUUCCAUGACUUUACACGACAAGAUAACAAUGUUAAAAGUUUAACUUGCCUCAUAAGAAGUGUUUAUUUAAGUGAUUACUGUGACUGAAUGUGGCAGACGUGUGUGUUUUUGAGAACAACCUCAAUUUGAUCUGGGAUCAGAGUACAUUUUGAUGAAGUUGAUGCUUUAUUCUGUGUCGGUGGGUCUUCUCUUAUGCUAAUUGUUCAGUAAAAAUGCUAAUUAAGUUGAAAUGGUGUAGGACUCUGAUGUAAGGACUGAGUAAACAGCCUCCCCAGGCUCAGGACCAAUGGCAUGUGACCACAGCCCUGUAUCAGCACUGCUAUUGGUCAGUUCUAGUGCCAUGAGCGAUGGCCAAUCAUCUGCAGUCCUCUGAUGUGGUUUCUUCCUUGUCCUCGCGUUAAAAAGGAGGACCAGCAAAUACAUAUGUAUAAAGUUUAAAAUCAUACAAAUGAAAAACAAUUUUAAAGGUUUUAACUGUAAUUUCACUUGUGUGAAUCUCAGUUUUUGCUUUGCUAAAUGUCGUUUUGUUUUCGUAAAAAUUAGCAAAAUUCCUUCACGUGUUUUUUGCACUGAUAACAUCACGUUGUGUUUACUGUGCCAAUUAAAAACACCUCUGGGAA